AUGGCAGACAAUUCGGGAGACGAGGCUGAUUCUCGGACAGCAUCAGUUGGUCUCCAGCGCUCGCGGGAAAACAAAUUAUCUGCACGAAACUCCCAAGAUGGCGAUUCCCGACCCACGAAGAAACAACGACGGAGCCGAUCCCGCGGCCAAGAUGUUGAUCCGGACGAUACAUCUAGCUCCGGUUCUAGCUCAGACGCUGGGCACAACUCGGAUGGAUCAGAAGCGCCCGAACCCACUGCUGCCAACCCUCAUGCAGGAAGCACUGCGCCUGCGAUCAGUUGGAACCAAGGAAAGAAAGCGGCUGUUCGCACAACGCUUGGAAAGAGGAAGGCCCCCCCGUCCAACGGGACGAGUAAUCAAUUCAACGCUGUGAAUGAUACAUACUGGCGCACUCGCAGUGCCUCUAUCUCCUCUGGAGUCAGCGACACACAGGAACCCACAGCGGACAAGGACAAGGCCAACGCAAGCAGUGAAUUGGAGGAAGGCGAGGUUGACUCCAAGAGCGAGUCGGAUGGCUCGAUUUCGUCAAACUCCGAAGCCGAUGACUCCAUAUUGCUGAACCUUGGCGCGAAGAACGCAAAUGAUGCGACUCCGGCAGAGACUCUGCUCGCAGAUGGUGUACAACCAAAUGGAGUCACAAAUGGUGAGACCAAUGGUUCAGCAAAGAGAAUGGAUACCUCCGGCCCGGCAGAGUCCAAGGAAGAAGCCUUCCAGCGCUUCUCGCGCAAGUAUCCCACCGCGCCCACUGCUUUGGUGGAUUUGAGCCGGGAAGACUUUGAGGAGCAGGCAAAAUACGUGCACUGGGCUCUUGACAUCAAUGAAAUCGAUCUCCAGCUUCCUAUUGUGUGCAUUGAGUGUCAAGGAUCAGGUCAUCUGGCCGAGGUGUGCCCGACAAAAGAGUGUGUACACUGUGGUGUGUGGAAUAAACAUACGAGUUCCUCCUGCUCUACAUGGCAAAGGUGCCCCCGAUGUCGGGAAAGAGGCCACGGAGAAGACCAGUGCUCCUCUCCCCUCAAAGGUUCUACCACAGAAGUCCCCUGUGACCUCUGCGGCUCGCAAAACCACGUCGAAGUUGAUUGUAGUGCCGCGUGGAAAUCCACGCUCCAAGAGCCUACUGCGACAGGUGUCACAGUCUCCCUCUCAUGUGCUCGUUGCAUUAGCUCAAGCCAUUUGAUCGGCGAUUGUCCGUCUAACCGCAACCCUCUCCCUAACUCCUCCUUCACCCUCAGCGGCGUUGACCCCAGCACCAUCACAAACCUCAACACAGGGCCCUCAACGAAGCCUGUCUCUGCGAAACCACCUCCGCCCACCAGGGCGCCACGCAGUAAAAAUCGCCGAGGUCCGAAGAUACGAGAUCCGUCCUCAGAGAGUGACAAUGGUGCUUUCCCCCCGCGUGGUGGCCGCCGCCCUCCCCCUCCGCCUCCAUCGCGCGGCAGAGGUCGUGGCAAUAUUUCGUUCGGCAGCAGCAGCACGUUUGUCCCUAGCCAGCCUCGGGGAAAGCCACCGUCGCGUCCUUUCAAUGGAAACCGCGGUCCUCCGCCUCCAAGAGGAGGGGGAAGUGGUGGUAGCAGCUUCCGAGGCCGUGGACGGGGUGGCAAGUCGCGUAGAGGCAAAUAA
Messenger RNA from Penicillium maclennaniae, 1617 nucleotides. Its product is annotated as zinc knuckle domain protein. The coding region runs from base 1 to 1617 and encodes 538 amino acids. Lineage: Eukaryota; Fungi; Ascomycota; Eurotiomycetes; Eurotiales; Aspergillaceae. The record is from RefSeq and is a predicted model, not a curated record. The transcript is spliced from 3 exons. Gene Ontology annotation, molecular function: zinc ion binding; nucleic acid binding.